UUUCCUGUCACUUCUCUGCCAGUAGCAGGAAACCCUUGUCUUUCAGCCAGCGAGACCUGCUGCCCACCUUCAGGGCUGCGCAGCCAUGUUCUGGGCACCCUGACUGCACAGAAGCCCAUGGGGCACCCCAGACUCGAAGCUCUGCUCCUGCCUCUCCUGCUGCUCAUCGGACUCUCCGCCCCUGCUGGGAUCAGCUGUCCCCACCUGCCUUGCUGGAGAACCUGCCGUCUGCUGGCCUCUCACAUGGAUGACUGCUUCACUGGUGAGUCUCAUUUCCUGCCCCCACACCUCCCUGUGUUCCAGAACCCACAGCAGGCUCCCUCUCCCCAUUCCAACUUUUGGUUCCCAACCUGGGAGGCAGCACAGUGUCAAGGAAAAAGCACAGGUCCGGAAUCAGGACAUGCCUGCGUGUGCACUGAGAGUCUGACACAGGCUUCUGCAUUAGAGAGGUCCUGUAACUUGCCCAAGAUCACACUUCCAGGGGGUCACUGGCAGAGCUCAGCCUCACAUCCACCGUGUGUGUGUGUGUGUGUGUGUGUGUGUGUUGGGGGGAAGGACCUCCUUAGACCCUAUUGUUUGCUUUCCUUUCUGGUUUUCACAGGAAGUUCUGCCCGUAUUCAUCGCCGUCCCCGGGCGGCCCUCCCCUCCACGAAGCCACAGUGCACUCCGCACCGCUCCUGCUCCCUGUGCCUGCGUCUGCUGUCAGACCCCCCAGGCCUCCAAUGGGUCUGCUUCCACCUCCCGGUGCAGCAGAAAUCCAGAAAGCCUUCCAAAUUCAAGUUCUGUAGGAGACGCAAGAUUUUGGCGGCGUCUGCUCAGAGGAAGCUGCUGGGCGGCUGCUGCCUGUCUGGGAAGAGCUGUCAUGUUUCCGUCCCCUCCCCAGACAUCUCCCACGGGGGGCUGCGCACCAAAAGGACCCAACCUUCAGACCCAGGGGCAGUGGACACCCCCUCCAGACCGGACACACAAAGGCACAGAGGGCCUGAGUUCUCCUUUGAUUUGCUGCCAGAGGCACGGGCCAUCCGGGUGACCCUCCCUCCAGGCCCUGAGGUCAGCAUGCGUCUCUGUCACCAGUGGGCCCUGGAGUGUGAAGACCUGAGCAGUCCCUUCGAUGCCCAGAAAGUCGUGUCUGGGGGCCACACGGCAGAGCUGCCUUAUGAAUUCCUGCUGCCCUGUCUAUGCAUAGAGGCUGCCUACCUGCAAGAAGACACCGUGAGGCAUAAAAAAUGUCCCUUCCAGAGCUGGCCUGAAGCCUAUGGCUCCGACUUCUGGAAGUCAGUACACUUUGCUGACUACAGCCAGCACAAUCGGAUGGUCAUGGCCCCGACACUCCGCUGCCCGCUGAAGCUGCAGGCCUCCCUCUGCCGGAAACAGGACCGGUACCCCCUCUGUGAAGACCUCCCCAAUGCCACGGCUCAAGAGUCAGAGGGGUGGUAUGUUUUGGAGAAGGUGGACUUGCACCCCCAGCUCUGCUUCAAGUUCUCGUUCGGAAACAGCAGCCACGUGGAAUGCCCCCAGCAGACUGGGUCUCUCACCUCCUGGAAGGUGAGCAUGGACACCCGGGCCCAGCAGCUGAUCCUCCACUUCUCCUCGAGGAUGCAUGCCACCUUCAGUGCUGCCUGGAGCCGCCCAGGCUCGGGGCAGGACGCCCUGGUGCCGCCUGUGUACAGCGUCAGCCAGACCCAGGGCUCCAGCCUGGUGAUACUCGACCUCAUCAUCCCCUUCCCGAGGCCUGGGGACUGUGUCCUGGUGUGGAGGUCAGAUGUCCAGUUCGCCUGGAGACACCGCUUGUGUCCUGAUGUCUCUCACAGACACCUGGGGCUCCUGAUCCUGGCACUGCUGGCCCUUACCACCCUCCUGGCUGUUGUUCUGGUUCUCACCCUCUGGCGCCCACUGUCAGGCCCAGGCCACGCCGCGCGGCCGGUGCUGCUGCUGCACUCGGCGGACUCGGAGGCGCAGCGACGUCUGGUGGGAGCGCUGGCCGAGCUGCUGCGGGCCGCGCUGGGCGGCGGGCGCGACGUGAUCGUGGACCUGUGGGAAGGGAGGCGCGUGGCGCGCCUGGGCCCGCUGCCGUGGCUCUGGGCGGCGCGGGCGCGCGUGGCGCGGGAGCGGGGCACGGUGCUGCUGCUGUGGAGCCGGGCCGACCCCGGCCCGGCCGCGCGACCUCACGCGCAGCCCCUGCGCGCCCUGCUGCGCGCCGCCCCGCGCCCGCUGCUGCUCGGCUACUUCGGCCGCCUGUGCGCCAAGGGCGACAUCCCCGCGCCGCUGCGCGCCCUGCCGCGCUACCGCCUGCUGCGCGACCUCCCUCGCCUGCUGCGGGCCCUGGACGCGCGGCCACCCCCCGGCGCCAGCGGCUGCGGCCUCGGGGCGCGGCGGGGCGUGCGCGGCCGGCUGGAGCUGUGCCGCCGGCUGGAGCGCGAGGCCGCCAAACGGGCCCACCGAGGCUGAGCACGCCCCACCGCCGGCCCGGACGUCUGCGGGCCGCAGCGCUGGAACCACGCAAUGAGCCUGGAGUCUUGGCGUCCUCCGGGUGCCACCCCCCCAGGACUAGGGGCCUGAAAGCCCGGGAGUCCCGGCCCCCACCUCUGCGACGCGGGUCCUGCUUCUUCCCCGCACUUACCCUGCCUCUAGGGAUCCUGAGGGAGUCGCUCGGAGAAUUCCUUCAACCCCCUGUUCUGGCGAGGGAGGGCGACCUUCCCGCUUCCUCUCUCCAAG
Molecule: messenger RNA, 2715 nt
Organism: Microcebus murinus (gray mouse lemur)
Lineage: Eukaryota; Metazoa; Chordata; Mammalia; Primates; Cheirogaleidae
Source: RefSeq, a predicted model, not a curated record